AGAUUAUUAUGAAAACUAACAAGGCAUCCCACAUACAAUUCCUAAUAUUUCAUUUUUUGCUGGAGGAUGAAAUAAAAACAGUCUCUCGCCCUCGCCUCUAUAUCUUUUUCUUUGCAGUUGCCAAAGCCCCAAAUGGGAUGUUACCCAAAGCCAAAACUGCUGAUAAGGGCUGAAUAAAAUAUUUGUACUUAGUGGAUAAGGAAAGGACGAGGCGUUCUCUUUCGGUAUUUUGGGGUGAGAAUGUCAUUGGUCACAGGCACUUCCUAUCACGGGCUCCACUGACAGACAGAGGGUCAUCCAGCCACAUCACUCUUUCUGGAGAAGAUUCAGUGCAGGCUACUCCGUGACUUAAGUACAGCCUGACUUUCCUUUGGAGAAAGUGCUUAGCUAGCCAGAAACAAGCGCAAAUAAAGCCAAAGUCAUUCAUGUGUUGCUAUCUCCAAAAGCUCCAAAAAAAUCCCCGUUCUCUGGGAAAUGAUUAAUCAGUUUUGGCAAACAAAAAACAAAAUCAAAUGAGGUUCUUGUUUUGCUCAUCCUGCGUAGGGAACUCCAGGGCCCCAUUUGUGUACUAAAGCCUUUCAAUUCUGGUUUGUUUUUGUAGCCUCCUUGUGCGCGUGUCGAAUGAAUGCUUUUCUAACACUUUCCAUAGUGAAUCUUUGAAAUCCUACCUCCAAAUGGCUCACCAGCGGAUCUACGUUUUCACCGUUAUCCUGGUGUGGGGCUGCUCGGCAUCUUCUUCCUACCAUACGUCAGUUGCUCCCCCACAAGAUCUUCAGAUUACUGAUCCUGGACUUUUAGGUUCCCUCGACAUAGAGUGGAAGCCUCCGCUCAACGUGCAAACCUUCAACGAAUGCACAGUAAAAUAUAAGCUUGAAUACCGUAACGCAGAUGACAGAGACUGGAAGGUUAUUUUUACUAGGAAACUAAAAUUCAGAGUUGGCUUUGACCUCAGCAGGCCUGCUGAAGCGAAGGUACAGACGCUGCUCAAAGGCCGGUGUACCAAUGACGUGGAGGUUCAAAGUGAAUGGAUUCACGCCACCUUUGAGGUCCCGCUGCAAGGCAAACUGGAAUCAGAGGUUAAGGAUUUUCACUGCAUCUACCACGACUGGGAAUACCUCAAGUGUACUUGGCAGCCAGGGCUCCUCGCUCCUCGUGGGGUGCAUUACGGGCUAUAUUAUUGGUACGAGGGCCUGGACCAUGCAGAGCAGUGUGAUGACUAUAUUCAGGACCAUGGUAUAAACAUUGGCUGCAUGUUGCAAAAUCUGAGCCAGGCAGAAUAUAAGGACCUGACCAUUUGCGUCAACGGUUCCGCGGCGGCUACGCUGCUGAGACCUUUGUACGUCACCGUUCGCCUCCAAAACCUAGCAAAGCCGUCACCCCCGGAGGGGCUGUCGGAGUACGAGGUGCAGCUGGCAGAAGACCGAGGAGACGCCAAGGCUGCCUGGGCGUCUGUGUCAACGCAAAUGGAGACCGUCUUUACCAUUCUCAGAGCAAAUCAAAGCCGUGUUUCAUGUGUCCGUGUCAGGGGCAGAACAAAUAUCUUCUGUGCUGACCAGGGCUUUUGGAGCGAAUGGACGCAAGAGUGUUUCUCUGUGUCCAGAAAAGAGGACAAGCAGCUAUUUAUCCUCAUUCCAGUCAUUCUGAGUUUUUCCUGUAGCCUCAUCAUAUUUAUGUUGAUUGGCCAGUGCAAGAAAAGAUCCCCAGCAGGAAAGCCGUUGCCCUUGUCCAUGGGAUGCUAACUCCGUGAUGACUGUACUGCCUGUGUUUGAUGGAUUGCUCUUAGAAGAUCAUCCCAAGGAGAGACAAGGAGCUCUGAGCUAUCUAAAGUCCCUUUGGGCCUCUGCUACUUGCUGCCAUUUACAAGGUUGGUUGUUGGAUUUCAAGUCCUCAGCAGGCCCAGGAAGACCUCGGAAGAGUUUCUAAACUGAUUCUGGAGCAAACUGUUUCUGAUAAAGGGACAAGGGAGAAAAAGGAGGCAGUGGGAACAGCAAUGAAUAAAGACACCACUCUGC
Molecule: messenger RNA, 2012 nt
Organism: Struthio camelus australis
Lineage: Eukaryota; Metazoa; Chordata; Aves; Struthioniformes; Struthionidae
Gene: IL13RA2
Product: interleukin 13 receptor subunit alpha 2
Biological process (GO): cytokine-mediated signaling pathway
Cellular component (GO): external side of plasma membrane
Molecular function (GO): protein binding; cytokine receptor activity
Source: RefSeq, a predicted model, not a curated record